Molecule: messenger RNA, 3129 nt
Organism: Penicillium paradoxum
Lineage: Eukaryota; Fungi; Ascomycota; Eurotiomycetes; Eurotiales; Aspergillaceae
Product: formin-mediated actin nucleation enhancer
Exons: 2
Coding region: 1-3129 (1042 amino acids)
Biological process (GO): establishment of cell polarity
Cellular component (GO): cytoplasm; cell tip
Molecular function (GO): cytoskeletal regulatory protein binding
Source: RefSeq, a predicted model, not a curated record
AUGCAAUCUUCAGAUACCUCAAGAUCCCAGUUCCCCUAUUCCGAACCCUCCGAUCAACAAACAUUCCCCCACGACCGACCCUCGGGGUCUGGGAGUGCCGACGCAUCCAUGUCUGCUCAGCAGUCCGGUCGCAGUUCCUCUGCUUCGUCUCGAUCCCAGUCCAGCAAGAAUCAGCCCGAUAAGCAAAUAUCCCAAAUUGAGAAGAGUGUGACACAUCUCUUGGUUGCGACAAAACAACUCCUCGAAACUCUCACCCAAUGGUCCCGGAAACAAGCAUCGGAAAAUGACGUGUCAGAUGUAUACGUGCGACUGGGUUAUGAGUUCAACUUGGCGUGUCGGGCCUUCAGUGCCAUCGGAGUCGACACUUCAGACCUGGGUCCUGUACCUGAUCUGCUCCGCACCAUUCUUGAAGACACCUUGAGUCAAGAUGCAUCUUCCCAGAGUCUCGAUCGAUACCUCCCGCGAAUUCGAGAUAUAAUCAUCAACUUAUUACACGGGCUGAAGAAGAAGCAAGCUCGCUUAAGGUCUCGACACCAACGCGAUGACGGUCGGCCCUCGACAGGACGGCAGGCCAGUGCCGGGAGCAUCGCCAGUGGACAGGCAAUCGGAAUCCUGUACGACGAUGCUGCGGUGUCUAGUAUGCCGCCAACAGCCCAGUCUCCUAGAAAAUCGAACCGACGAUAUGGUAGCAAUGGAUCUGUGGAGGAUCAACCCGCCAUUGCUCGAACUUCCUCGGCACCUUCAGCGACGGACCCGCGAACAACGAAUCACUCAGAAAGAGAAUCAUCACGGCGGGAGGCCCAGCAGAUGCUGUCUCAGCCCUCCUCCUUGGAUAAUGAAACAACCCCUCGAGCCACCACCUCCAAUACCACAGCGCCUCCUACAUAUACCACACCCGCUGGGUUCCCCGCCCCUCCCCCUCCACCUCCACCGAAAGAAGAUGACGCGUUGGGGGCUUUACAGAGAAGUGGAGAACUUGAGCGACGUGCCUCGCGUCGAUUCUCUGCAUAUCAAAUCCAGAAACACCUGGGCACAUCUACCAGCGGAGUCCCGGUUCUGCCCACCCAAAACUCCCCGAUCCCCAAUCGUGGUCGUGAUGUCCGCGAAUCUUUGAACGCAGUUCGUCUACGUGGCUCAUAUACUCAUGCCAGACAGCGAUCCAACAACCGCGUACAGGAAACUGCCAAGAGUGCACAAGCCCGUCCGUCAGCGACCAUCCCCGGCGUUGUGGAAGAAGGACGUACCUCGUUGGCUGCAGCCACACCGUCGGACCCUGAGGGUGUCAAAGCUGUAUCCUCCGAGACAUCUCGUGAAGCACACGCUCCUGGUCAGAAAAGGGAAUCCGACGAAUCUACCAGCGUUUCUCCUCCGAUAAACCCCCUACCGCAAGAGAAGCCAAUGCUAGAGGACGCCUUUGAGCCUGGGAAGUCAGCACCUCGAACCCCAAAAGCGGACUCCUUUGGACCGUCUACCCAAAUAGCAACACCUCCCUCUGCUUCUCAAUUCAGCGCUGAGCAACCCUCCCCAGGCUCCCCAGGCAAAGAAUUGACGCUGUUUCUGCAAUACAAGAGCAAGAUCAAGAAAUAUGUUCUACCAGAUGGCAUCGCAGAUCUCACCAUUGGGCGCUUGCAACUCGCUUUUAUUGAAAAGUUUGCAUGGAAUACUCAUGACAAUGGCGUCGAUUUGCCGGAAAUCUACAUCCAAGAUCCAAUUUCAGGAAUUCGACAUGAGCUUGAAGACCUCAAUGACGUGAAAGAUCGAUCUGUAUUGGUACUCAACAUCGAUAAUCUCGAUGAGGUCAAAAAGCAUUUCGACGAGGGUCUUGGCAGCGUGCGCCUCCUCGUUGAAGGUGUCAAGGAGGCACUUUCUGGCCAAGAAAAUAUCAUUCAGCGGGUUUCGGACCGCCAGCUUGAGGCUGCUAAAGAAAUCGCUCGGCUGGCUGCUGCUCCUCCGGCUACCGCUGGAGGAAAUGCCAAAGUCUCAAUUUCUGGCAGCGGAAGUCAAAUUGCUGAGCUGCAGAGCCUACGUCGUGACUUGGCUGUUCUCCGACAGACCUACUCCAACUUCACUGCCGAUAUCACUGGCUCGAUGAGCGCAGUCCGUGCCAAGGCAAGCAAGGUCAAAACUGCCGCUGAUAACGUUGCUACUCCCUCCUAUGAAGGGGAUGCCGGUCGUGCUCGUGUCAACACUGGCAAGAAGGAACUUGCUAAUGAGUCAGAGCGACUGGUUGCCCGCGUCGAUGAUCUUCAAGAUUUGGUUGAGGAUCUUAGGAAGGAUGUUGUAACUCGUGGCGUUCGUCCUCUCCCCAGACAACUGGAGGGUGUCAGUCGCGACAUUAGCACCGUCAUGAAAGAAAUCAAGAAAAUGCAGGACUUCCUGGGUCGCGAGAAGCCGAUUUGGACCAAGAUCUGGGAGAAGGAACUGCAGCUGGUUUGUGAAGAACGAGACCAGCUUACCAUGCAAGAAGACCUGGCUGCCGACUUGCAAGAUGAUCUCGAGAAAGCAACCCAAACCUUCGCCCUGGUGGAGCAAGCAACCAAGGAGCAGGUCAUGACAAACACGCCAGGCAGCGGUACUGCUGUUCGCGCCCCAUCCAGGACUCUUGGCAUUGACCCAACCAUUGAUCCUAUGAAAGCCAAGGACGGUGUCUUGGGUGAGGUUCGUGCCUUGCAGCCUAACCAUGAGAGUCGGAUCGAGGCCAUUGAACGAGCUGAGAAAGCACGAAAGAUUGAACUGGAGACUCGACGCAUCGGUCUUUUCCAGAAGGAGCUCGGCGCUUUCGUCGAUGAAGGCAAAUUGAAGAAGAGCGGUGGUUUUGAAGAGACCGAGCGGCUUCGUACUGCCAAGGAUGAGCGCAUCCGCAAAGAAGUUUGGGAAAGGCAGCAGGCCCGCAAUGCUGAAAUGGAGAAGGCGGAAGCGGAAGCGGCUGCUGCCCAGGCCGCAGAGCAAAACAAUGAGGGCGGGAGUGAUGAUGGUCAGCCGGUAAGUGCAAAUGAAACGACUCCGGAGGAUGAAGACAAGGAGGAGAAGACAGAAGAACCCAAAUCUCCAUCUGCCGACGCGGAGAAGCCAUCCCCCAAGUCGCCCGAGGAGGAAGACAACGCUGCCCCUGAACAGCCCUCUGCUUGA